UCCAACAUGAUUAGACAGGUGCUAAUUUUCUACAUAUUUAUAUCAAUUGCAUAUUCUGCGACAAUUAAUGUGCAUCUUGACCAACCAGCACACGAAAUUAGUCCAGAACUUUUUGGAAUAUUUGUAGAAGAAAUCAAUCAUGGAUUAGACGGGGGUCUCCACGCUGAACUAAUUAAAAACCGAGCUCUUAAUCCCAAAGGAUGGGAUAAUCUCGAGGGUUACGAUGUUGUGUCUUCUGGUAAUGCUCAAGGAACUAUCACCAUUUCCUACGACAAUCCUUUAAAUGAUGUUCUCACAACUAGCUUAAGACUACAGGUGAACACCCAACUAGCACUUGGAGAGCGUGUCGGUAUUCGGAACAGUGGCUAUUGGGGAAUUCCAAUCCGACCUGAUUACACCUAUUACAAUGCAUCAUUUUAUGCGAAAGCAACUACGAAUUUUGCUGGUCCACUGACAGUCAGUAUUGAAUCUACUGAUGGAAGCAUCGUUUACGCCUCAGCUGCAAUUCCUGGCAUCACCUCAUCUUUCCAAAAAUUUGAGGUUACAUUAACGCCAAUUCGUGCUCUAAUACAAAGUCCCACGCUGGAUGUUGUGUUCGUUAUUGCAUUAGAUGGUUCUGACUCCGUAGAUUCAGGAACAGAAGUAUUCUUCCAACUAGUUUCCCUAUAUCCACCGACUUGGCGUAAUAAACGCAAUGGAUUAAGAAUCGACCUGGCGGAAAAAUUGGUUGCAGCAAAGCCGUCUAUUGUGAGAUUUCCUGGUGGAUCGUUUCUUGAAGGAUAUGAAUACAAUGGUGAGAUCCGUCGUUAUAUUUGGGAAGAAACUAUCGGUCCGAUUGAUCAACGUCCUGGUCAUCCGGGUCUUUGGGACUAUUAUGCAAGCAACGGAAUCGGUAUGCUGGAGUAUUUAGAGCUUGCAGAAGAGUUAAACGCUACUGCUGUAAUGGGUGUCUAUGCUGGGCGAUCAUUAGGCAAUUUCAGUUAUCCUAUAGAUGAAAUGGAACCAUUUGUUCAGAGUGCAUUAAAUGCAAUUGAAUACGCUAUUGGUGAUGCUAGCACAACAUGGGGAUCUGUUAGAGCAGCUACUGGGCAUCCGGAACCGUUUCCACUGCCUUAUGUUGAAAUUGGAAAUGAAGAUUAUUUUUCAGUUGAUUACAACGCUAGAUACCCUUUGUUCUAUGAUGCUAUUACAGUAAAAUUCCCUCAAAUAACUAUCGUAGGUACUGACUACGUUGAUAAUCGUCCGGUUCCUGUGCGAGAUGAUCAUUUCUUUGUAAGCUUAGGAGGACUACCUACUUUACACAAUCAUUAUGACACUAUGGCACGCAAUGAUUCGAAAGUUUACAUUGGAGAGUACGCUACUCGGGACGGACCGAUUGGUGAACUUGUUGUUGCACAUGUUGGAGCAGCAAUCGAAGAUGCGUCCUUUUUAAUCAGUAUGGAACGAAACUCGGACUUAAUUAUAAUGUCAAGCUAUGCCCCGCUUCUCUGUAAUGUCAACGAUUUACGUUGGACACCGAAUGCCAUUUACUUUGAUGGUCUUUCAAGUUAUGCAACUCCGGCAUGGUGGGUUCAACAUCUGUUCAGCACUAAACGCGGAAAUAUUUAUAUUCCCACUGAUUCUGAUGGAAACACCGAAUCAUUUUUCCAUUCUGCUGUUGUAAAUACGGCUACCAAUACUACCAUAAUCAAGGUUGUUAAUAAUGCACCAGCUGCUGUAAACGUAGACGUAAAUUUGAUGGGUAUAUGUGGUACUUUUGGUGGAAAAGUUAGUGUACUAACAGGCGCAAGAUUCGAUAGCAACAGUUUAGAAGAACCAAUGAAAAUUGCGCCUACAGAACAACCAUUCUUAACGACAACCAACACAUUUGCUUUUACUGCACCAGCUUAUUCGCUAUCAAUUUAUGAAAUUCAAUUUGACGAUGAUUUGUGCAACACUGGCAGUAGUGGUUCAAGGUUGAACGAAUAUCUACAGUUCAUCAGUGUGUACCUUUGCGCACUUAUUUACGUAGUGUUUUAGGUUUUUAAUAAUUUGCUGCGAUACACGAGAAAAGCUUCGAAAUGACGAAAAUAAAGUUUCAUUAUGCUAGAAGGAAACUAAUAUCUUAAACAUUUCUCGGUUAACAUCGAUCAGGCUUAGUAUACAUUUCAACUACUUCG
Messenger RNA from Bradysia coprophila, 2159 nucleotides. RefSeq lists its product as uncharacterized. NCBI's taxonomy places the organism in Eukaryota, Metazoa, Arthropoda, Insecta, Diptera, Sciaridae. The record is from RefSeq and is a predicted model, not a curated record. Gene Ontology annotation, biological process: L-arabinose metabolic process. Gene Ontology annotation, molecular function: alpha-L-arabinofuranosidase activity.